AUGGCAGACACUCUAAAGCGAAAACAGCCAGUCGACACCAAUGCCCCGUCGCUGUCCAAAGAGAAGAGGCAGCGACUGGUCGGCGACACUGCGCCAGAUGCAAGUAGCCCAGCCGUUUCCUCUGACUUGAUCGACCUUCUUGACUGUACCUCUAUUUCUACGGAUGCAGUGCUCGCAGACCGCUUUGAGUGCAUUGCAAGAACUCUCCUGCACGACCACCGCCUCGUCGCCAGCUACGGUGGCUCUUCCGCGGAAUACGACAUUAUGGAGGUCGAGUUCUACCUCUACAAGGCCGGAUGCCACGAAGACCCAUUCACCCACGCUAGCGAAGAGCAGAGCAGAAGUGGUCAAUGGUGCGUCCUUACACUCCUGGAUGAUGCGAAACCCUGUAGACCUACCAAGAAAACUAAAACACAUAGGUACUUCCACCGUGCUCCCCGCCGCUCUCAAAGCACGGCCACUUUAGCCACCGCUGCAGGCGGCUACAGGGGCGGCACGCGCAAAGGGCUCGACCUGACGCUGGGUGCCAGUCCAUCUCGUACGUCCGCAUACUUCCCUCCGCCAGUCUCGACUUCUGCAGAUCCCCAUUCCCCCACCGUCCGCGGCGGCAUCCUCCUGCGCACUGUCCGCCGUGUGUCUGAUUCCAAAGUUAUCUCCGGCCCCUCUCUCCUCGUCGACGAGGUGCUCCGUAUCAGCCACGCUGCGAGCAUAGCCGAACUUGUCGAGGACCGCUGGAACGGCGACAUAUCCGCUUUCCCUUCCGAUGCCGCGCGGAAGGUGACCUUGGCACUGAAACGUAUCCCGCCAAAGCCAGACGCGAUGCCUCCUAUAUUAUACCGCUCCCCUCGCAUUGGCCUCGACCUCUCCCACCCCGACAUCCCUGCCGACAACUCGCUCGCCCACCCUCGCGUUAUCUAUGUCUCCAAGCCAUACCGAUUUUUCGUGCACCCGCACCUCCUCACUUCCAACGGCCGCGGUCAAACGUUUCUCGGCGUAUAUCGCAACUGCGUCACCACACCGGCCGUUGAGGACGGCGACGUGUUUCGAUCUGAGCUGGCAGAACUCACAGCUAUGAAAUUGUCUGUCGUGGUCAAAUAUCUCAGUGAGUUCAAGCAUAGCCUGUCUCAUGGCUCCCUGCGCUCCUUCCUUGGGUCGAGUGGGAAAGGCGCAUCGGCUUCUCCUGUGUUGUUUCUAAGAAUGAUGGGGACACUCGAGAGGCUGCAAGAGCCGCAUUGA
Fibroporia radiculosa is the source of this 1236-nucleotide messenger RNA. RefSeq lists its product as uncharacterized. The coding region runs from base 1 to 1236 and encodes 411 amino acids. The record is from RefSeq and is a predicted model, not a curated record. The transcript has a single exon. NCBI's taxonomy places the organism in Eukaryota, Fungi, Basidiomycota, Agaricomycetes, Polyporales, Fibroporiaceae.